CCCAAAUUCACUUCGCUUGCUCGUCCGAUCCCUCGCCAAAACGCUGCCGUUUUGCGGACUGUCAACUCCUCUCCUGUCACACGCGCUCCUGAAAUCCCCGUCAUUCCGAAUCAAAGAACCCACAGCUUUGAAAACCCUCUUACCUCUUCUUCUUCUUCUUCUUCCUCAGACUCUCCGGUAGAUACUGAGGUCAUUUACUCACCCACUGCCCCUCAUUGAUUCCAGUCGCUCCGCUCGAAGAACCCAGAAAGAAGGACGUACUGGGGAAAUAGAAGACCGAUAUGGCCGUGUCGGACGCGGUGGUGGGGAACCUGACGACGAUCUACGUGGCGGUGAUCGCGGCGAUCAAGGCGUACGGGCUGGUGUCCGGCCGUAGCUUCGGCGGCGGGCUCGUGCUGGUCCUCUCCACGGCGGUGGUGGGCCUCAUCCUCGUCGCCACGCUGACGUGGGACGUCUCCCAGAAGGCCGCCCACGCGAUCUCCAGGGACGACGACCGCUCCCACGAGGCCUCCUGCAAGGGCGGCAUCUGCUGGCACGGCGUCGCCGUCAAGUCCCCGGCCUCCCAGGUCCGGUUCCGCCUCCCCCAGCAGCAGCAGCAGCAGCAGCAGCCGCCGCCGCCGCACGGCCCUGCCGCUCUGUGAAUACGACAUCAAUUUCCACCUUUUUUUCUGUUUUUUCCCCAUUUUCUGUUUAGUUUAAUGGAUUUUGGUGACGGGAUUGGGAUGUGAGGUUACGGUGUCCGACUCCGUUGUAAGAUGCCCAGUCUCUGUCUACAGUUGAUUGGUCAUCGUCCGUCGGGUCAUCAAGUUUGGGUUUUUUCCUUAUCGAAAAUCAAUGUGGGUGUGUUCUCUUUUCCUUCUUCUUCUUGUCAAAAUUUCCAUGAAAGGAACAUGUAUAUACUUCUGUAUAAUAAAUAAAAGAAGCGCAAUACAAUUACAAGUGGAA
Molecule: messenger RNA, 945 nt
Organism: Rhodamnia argentea
Lineage: Eukaryota; Viridiplantae; Streptophyta; Magnoliopsida; Myrtales; Myrtaceae
Exons: 1
Coding region: 282-641 (119 amino acids)
Source: RefSeq, a predicted model, not a curated record